AUGACUCAGUUUCUUCACAUUCCACUGAUUGUCCUGCUGCUGAUCCCGUCGAUCUUGCAGAAAUCAUUUUGCAAUUCAAUAAUCAAUCCAUCGAAAGUCAAAACCAUUUCAUGGAAACCCAGAGCAUUUGUGUACGAAGGUUUUCUCACGGAAGAAGAAUGCAACCAUUUAGUUUCUCUUGCGAUUACAAUAAGCACAAAUUCGUGGACAAAUGCGGGGCAUGCUGUAAAUCAAAUAUACGACCUUCUUUACAUGAUGGGUAGAGAUGACGUAGCCGUUGGGAUCGGAGGUGAAGGAGGAAUACUUGAAGACGGCAGCAUUUUGCCAGAUGUUGGGGGAUAUUUUCCUAUUAUCGAUCAACAGGGCAAUUCCACAGUCGGAAAUUGCAGAUAUAGUCAAGUUAUUCCAUUAGGUCUUCGAGGAAGAUUAGACAUCGACACAAAAUAUGGCCACAUAAAAAGCUUUCUACCACAGGGCAGCAGGAAAUAUUUCCCUCUACGUCAGCCCACAACCCAACAAGUAAUGGUGGACAAAAUAUCUGGUGGGCCAAUUUCAAUAUUAAGCGUUGGUUCAAGUACCAAUUUGGCAAUUUUCCUAAUGUCCUAUCCACAUUUGAAGAAAAAUAUAGAGCAUAUAUACAUCUUGGGUGGUGGUGUGGGCCCCAGGCGUCUGAAUUGCCCCACAAGUUCCACGUCAUCAUGUCCUAGUGGCAAUGUAUACACGGGUGACAAUACCGCUCCAGAUGCGGAAUACAACUUCUUCACUGACCCUUUUGCUUCGUACCAGAAGAACCAACACACCUUUGAGGCCCAAUUUUGUUUCAAGGUCUUGAAAAUGGUGUGUGAUACUUGGGGCCCAAAUUUCUCCAAGAUUUUUUUCAUGUGGGAUUCAUUUUUAGCGGGCGUGGCUACUUCAAUCAUGUCCAAAGAAAACAACAUAAACGGCGAAAACGAAUUUGCGGACAUGGAGUUUAAGAAUAUCACGGUCGUCACUUCAAACAAGCCUUAUGGGAUAUCCGACGAUUUGUCGAACCCAUUCUUUGUUGGCGUUAACAAACCCAAGUUCCAAUUGAAGCGUAACGGCGUUCAUAGCGGCCAUGUUUUGACUGGACCGGGAGAUCCUUUUUGCAUUGCCCGGAAUGGGUGCAUGGACGGAUCUACACGACAAGUAGCUGGUCAACAAGGAGUGCGUGUUCUUGUUGCUGUAAGAGCAAAGCCUAAUCCUAAUAAGCAAAGAACAUUAGACAAAGCUUUCUACCAACACUUUCUUGAUGUCAUAAACCAGCCACAUCAAACAGGAAAGUACAACUUCACAACACAGUUUCCUCACUACAGAGAAGUCGCCAACUUACCAGAUUUGACGGGGCGAAAACGUGGAAAGGCUGUCGUUUUUGACAUGGAUAUGAGUCCCGGAGAUUUUCUCGCCCUCAUUUAUCUCCUCAAAGUACCUGUCGAAGAAAUACAUCUCAAGGCAAUACUAGUGACUCCUACUGGAUGGGCAAAUGCAGCAACAAUCGACAUAAUCUAUGAUUUGCUGCACAUUAUGAAACGUGAUGAUAUCCUUGUUGGCCUCGGAGAUACAUAUGCAACUAAUCAGACUUAUCCCAACUUCAAAUCCAUUGGAAGCUGCAAGUAUAGAAAAGCCAUCCCGCGCGGCGCAGGAGGCUUUCUCGACUCGGACACAUUAUACGGCUACGCUCAUGAUUUGCCUCGAAGCCCUCGGAGGUACACAUCAGAGAAUUCGGUGAGCCAUGGAGCUCCUCAGGACACUGAUCACCCGGAACUCAGGCAACCACUGGCUUUAGAGGUGUGGAAUUCGGUUAUCGAUUCACUGGGCUCGAGAUCUAAAGUUACCGUCUUGACAAACGGGCCAUUGACAAGUCUUGUGCAAAUUGUUGUUUCGAAUAAGAAGUCUACAUCUCGCAUUCAGGAGGUUAUUAUAGUUGGAGGACAUAUCAGCGAAGACAUGAAUGAUGAAGGAGAUGUGAGAAACAUUCCCUUGAACAAAUAUGCAGAGCUCAACAUGUUUCUUGAUCCUUUGGCUGCGAAGACGGUCUUCAACUCAGGCCUCAACAUCACCCUCAUCCCCCUCGCCGUCCAACGUGGGGUCCGCCAAUUCAGUUUGGCCCUCUCACCUCUCAAAACAAAAAAUUCUCCUGAGGCUGUUUUCGCGACAAAUUUGCUCUCCACGUUGGAGUGGUUGCAUAAGGCUCAUUCUAGCUACAGAGACAUUGACAUGUUCUUGGGGGAAAUUCUCGGUUCGGCAGUCUUAGCGGGUCACGAUUCGUUUCUAAAAACGACAAGUUAUUCACUCAAGAAGAUUGAAGUGUUGUCGACAGGUAGCGAAUCUGAAGAUGGAUGGAUGAUUACAGAUCAAAACAAACAUACUACAGUGAGGGUAUUGGAAAGUGUGAGCCCACUGGCUUUUUACGAUACUUUUGCGAAUCGACUUGGUGCUAAGGAGCAAUCGGCUGAAACCGGAAGCUUUUCUAUGAAGAGAAAAGGAAAAUGGCAUCAAGGAAAGAUGCCAUAG
This is a messenger RNA of Striga hermonthica, 2532 nucleotides long. The record is from the annotation of a GenBank genome assembly. Lineage: Eukaryota; Viridiplantae; Streptophyta; Magnoliopsida; Lamiales; Orobanchaceae.